Molecule: messenger RNA, 1524 nt
Organism: Sparassis crispa
Lineage: Eukaryota; Fungi; Basidiomycota; Agaricomycetes; Polyporales; Sparassidaceae
Exons: 4
Coding region: 1-1524 (507 amino acids)
Biological process (GO): nucleoside transmembrane transport
Cellular component (GO): fungal-type vacuole membrane; plasma membrane
Molecular function (GO): nucleobase transmembrane transporter activity; nicotinamide riboside transmembrane transporter activity
Source: RefSeq, a predicted model, not a curated record
AUGCCAGACUCUCAUGUGCGACAAUCUUCGACACACGAUGUGCAUAAUUAUGAUGCAGUGUAUCGACCUAUUCCUCAAGCACCGGUGGCAUCUGAACCUGCCCGUCCAUCUCUCGAACUUGAUACCAGCGAUGAGCAGGUCGAGCUGGUGGAUGAACUUGCCAGCAGUACUCUGCUAGCAGAGGAGGAUACACGGAUACACGGAAUUCAUUUCAUUCUCGGUUGCGCUGUGCUCCUGCCAUGGAAUGCGUUGAUUACUGCCACUCCAUAUUUCUUGUCUCGUUUGGAUGGCUCUCCCCUGAAGAGCACGUUCAGUUCCUAUCUCUCAACUACCUUUAUGGCUUCCAAUCUUGGCUUCUUGGCCCGUGCUACUGCCACAUCUAAGCAGUCGUCCAAUUCUCGGAGGGUCCUUCUCUCCAUGUCAUGGCUUGCUUUUCUAUCAGCCACGCUCUACAUCAGCACAUUCAUCCGUCCUCAUCCAGGUGUCUUCUUCGCCUUUGUGCUAGUCAACGGCAUACUGCAGGCAGCAGCAGGGUCAUACCUUCAGACGGCUGUCGUUGCCGUCGCAUCGCUUUUCGGGCAUAGGACAAUGCAGGCAGUAAUGUCCGGCCAAGCUGGGGUCGGCGUUGUAGUGAGUGGAGUGCAAGUGCUUAGUGCUACUGCAUCUACCCGUGGAAAGACAUCUCCCCAAUCUGCAGUGGCGCCUGGCUCGAAACCAGAGGAAGUUUCUGCGGCCAUAUUCUUCGCGCUGUCUACGUUAUUCCUUGUAGCCAGCGCCGGAGUGCAUGUUUGGAUGACCCGUCUUCCGGUCUAUCAGUCUGUGUUGGCGCAGUCGAGCAGCAGCGAUAGGAUGGGCAGUAUCGAGGAGAAUGAUAUGUCAGAAAGCAUGGAAAGGCUCAUAGCUGAAGAACAUAAUCAUGGACGGAGAAAGCUGGACGAGAAGCCUCGAAUAUUCCGGUUAGCGAAGGUCAACCUCCCGUACAAUUUUGCCGUUGCAUAUGUAUUUGCGGUCACCCUGGCCGUUUUCCCGCCGAUCACUAUAUCCAUUCAGUCCACCAACCCGUCUACGCAUCCGCUUCUAUUCAGUGCCGUCCACUUCCUUAUCUACAAUAUCGGAGACUUCGUUGGCCGUUACUUGUGCUCCUUCCCAAGGCUCCUCGUCUGGUCUGCUCGACGCCUAUUAGCAUUCUCCAUAUCGCGCACUCUGUUUAUACCACUUUUCCUCAUGUGCAACAUUCAGUGGGCGAGUUCUUCCACCGUACCAUCGACUCCCAUCAUCAAUUCCGAUUGGCUAUACAUGUUCAUCUUGCUUCUGUUCGGAUUGACCGGUGGCUACGUGUCCAGCAUGUGCAUGAUGUCCGCGCCAUCCGUUGCGCACAAUCCUCGACUUCAAGGACGCACUAAAGACGUGGAUGUGGCAGCUACGGUCGCAGCAUUCUGUUUGGUCGGUGGUCUCACUUUUGGAAGCGUGGCGAGCUUUGCAGUGAGGGCUGCAGUAUGUGACUGCAACCCCUUCGGUUCCUGA